Molecule: messenger RNA, 3487 nt
Organism: Ixodes scapularis (black-legged tick)
Lineage: Eukaryota; Metazoa; Arthropoda; Arachnida; Ixodida; Ixodidae
Gene: tank
Product: etoposide-induced protein 2.4 homolog
Exons: 2
Coding region: 655-1728 (357 amino acids)
Biological process (GO): macroautophagy
Cellular component (GO): endoplasmic reticulum
Source: RefSeq, a predicted model, not a curated record
AUCUUUUUGUCUCAAAUGGAGACUGGAGAGGUUAUGACCAUAGAGUUAUUAUAAUGUACGCGUGCAUUAUAAUAACUCUAUGGUUAUGACCACGAUAAGAAAGCCAACGUCCAAAUUUUCCCGCGCUUUGUAAUUUGACUCUUGUGAUUUUUAGGAGGCCCAUUUUCGGCCGUUUUCGGUUUCUGGCGUUACUUAUAACUUUCGAAUAAGAUAUCGGUUCGGGCUGAAACUUAUGCAUCUGUUUCGGACCUCUAUCGCUACCUUUGGGCAGAAAAUGAGUGUUCGGCAAUGCGUAAAUUAUUUUUGCGGUAAAAAUAAAAAAAUACAAGUAAUUACUAGCGCCAUCAACGCAGCCGACGUGCACAUACUGUACGUUAGCAUGACGGCCCUGGUAAGAAGAGCCGAUUUUUUGCUUUUAUUGUGUAUGGCUGCAAUUGUUUGUGUUAGCAGGUUGUGUUGAUAGCUCGGAGUUCGUCCAUAGGUUCGUCCGUCCAAACUCGAAGUUGCAACGCUUGCAAAGUGUUUGCGUGCCUGCGUAAAUGUGUCGAGAGGCUCGUGCAGCAGAGAACAGACGCUUGUCGCUUGCGGUCCCGAGAGGCAGGUGAAACCGAUGACGUCAACAACCGCUGCGAACUGAAACUUUCCCGCUGUGUCAUGGAGGACGGCAAGUCUGCCCUGCUCGGCUUCCUUAAAGGCAUGUACGAUUCUGUCGCGGGAAUUCGAGUCCUUUAUGAGCUCGGCAGAAGGAGCAGCCAAGACUCGUCGGCCACCGAUUUGGUGACCAAGCAGCGCGCGCCGAGCACGACUCCGACGCGUCGCAGGGUCGCCCCAGCGACCCCGCGUUCAGCCGACGAACCGCGGGUCCUCCAGCGCAUCUUUCAGUGCUGUCUGCUGAACGGCGGUGUGUUUGGCCUCAGCAUCUUGGUCUUCUACUGCGCGCUCCUCCCGGCCGUCUUCCUGCUCAUCCGUCUCCUCUUCGGCGGCGACGGGUCCCCAGCGGGUCGCAUCUGGAGCUGGCUGCAUCCCCUGCUGUCCUACACCUUCGAGGCCCUCUGGGUCCUACCCCUGUUCCUCCUCAGCAAGGUGGUGAACAGCCUCUGGUUCCAGGACAUCGCCGACCAGGCGUACCUGGAGAUCCGCGGGAGGGCGCCACAGCUCCUGCCCAGCCUGAGCCGCGUCCUGGCCGACACCCUGUUCAGCGUGCUGGUGCAGACGCUGUUCCUGCUCCAGUCGCUGCUGGUGGCCAUGCUGCCGCUGGGCCCGCUCGGGGCGCUGGUGAGCCUGGCGCACCUGAGCCUGCUCUACUCGCUGUACGCCUUCGAGUACACCUGGUUCAACAUGGGCUGGGAGCUGCACAAGCGGCUCUCGUUCAUCGAGCAGAACUGGCCCUACUUCGUUGGUUUCGGGCUGCCGCUGGCGGCUCUCACGCAGGGGGCGCCCACCUUCUUCGCCAGCGGCUGCUACUUCUCGGUCCUCUUCCCGCUCUUCAUCAUCAGCGCCCAUGAGGCAGUGCCCAAGACAGAUUCUUCCAGGUUCCCCCUGCAGCUCUUCUCCCCGUCCAUCUGGGUCUCCAACGCCAUCUUCCGGCAGCUGACCACCAACUCGGCCGUCUCAAAUCCGGCCCUGGACGGCUUGGUCCGUCGGACGCACAGCAAGGAUCGCAAAGCAAGCCGGAGGCACCAUGCCCUGUCCAGGCCGCAGCUACCACAGGGACUCUCUGCAAGCUGAUGGACUGGUCUGAACCGACCUCUUUGUCUGCUAAAUUCUACCUUUGUCCAAACUGUGAUGAACUGAUCUGGAUCAAUCUGCUCCUCCGCUAAAUUCUGCCUUUGUCCAAGCCAGUGGACUGGUCUGGUAUGAUCUCCUUGUCUGCUUAAUCCAACCUUUGUCCAAGCUGAUGGGCAGGUUUGAAUCGACCUUGUGCACUAAAUUUUACCUUUGUUUAUGUUGGUGGACAGGUUUGAGUCCAUAAUGUCUGCCAAGUUCUACCCUUGCUUAAGCACAGGGACCGGUUUGGAUCGAUCUCCUCUCCGCUAAAUCGGAUUUUUGUCCACCGAGCCCUUAUGCCAAUCUUUGGCAAGUGUUACUGGCUCUUACGGGCUGUACCCUAGUUGAUGUUUUAUGUUUUCUCCGUGUGUGUCCGAUACAAAUAAUGUUUGCAGGACCCAUUGGAUCGCAAGCCCUUGUGUCAACUGCCCAAAGGAAUGCAACUUCCUAUGCUUCAUUUCACCGUAACUUGUGGCAAAGGACGAAGUCGGUGGCCCCAGCGAGCCAAUAGGCAUGUCGGAGCGAGGCACGUGACAACACAUCGUUGGAGUGCACUUCUGCGGAGAGCUUUGCUCCGUCGCUCUGAUUGGCUCUUGAGGGGGCCGUAAAGUUUGCUCUUUGCCAAGUUGUGGUGAAACGAAGCAUGGAGACGCCCUGCUUAGAAAGCAGUUUUAAAAUGAACAAUGCUCCCAAGGAAGGAUGUCACAGCUAUCUAUAUCCCAAAUUUCUGAGCUGUUUGAGUGGGAGAGACUGUCCUGCCUUUUUCCUUUCAGACUUCGGGGUUUUCACUCACCAGCCACACUUUCAUGUCACAUCCCUCAAACUUUUCUGUGCCUUUGAAACUUCCGUGCAGCAUACGAGUCUCACAAUGUUGCUAAGCACUAUGCACGAUCUAACUUAAUUGGUCGAAUGACCCGCAUCAAGUCAUGUCGCUCCGUAAUUGCUGUACGUGACGUGCCACCUUUAUGUCGCCAGUAGCUCGAACGAAUUGAAGUGUCCCAUGUAAUUGAGCCGUCCCAUCUGACGAGCGUAGCGCACCUCUUCUAUGUCUAGUGUGCUCGAUGGGUGCAGCUUUGUGUGCGGCUACCAUUUUGUGUGUGCUAGUCGGGCGCGAGGUACACUGACAAAUUGGCGCGCUUGGUUGGGUGCUUUGUGAAGUGUACAUUUCACAUGUGAUAUACUUUGGUACUAUGAGUGAGGCAGAGCCCCGACCAGCGUUUGGUGUUUCUCGCGGUGUCCUGUGAUCCUUGUAAAGCUGCUUGUACAUAAGGACGUUUUGCAAUAUGCAGUACACAAUGAGCGGUGCGGAAGGGAACAGUAUUGUUUGCAAGUUUUUUUUCGUAUUUGCGCGUGUUCGUUUUUGGGUGAUGAGGAAUACCUCGCUGUUUAAGGAGCACAGAUUUUUGUACGAUGUGUAGACGAAAGUAAGCAUAGCUUUGAGAACUCUACGAAGUGCAAGUGUCGCCAAUCAAAUCAUGCAUGCAUUUCGUCACGUGAGAUGUUCAUUCAACCCGUAAUAUAAUUUUUAUCGCAUUUGUUUUUAUUGGGUUGAAUUGUUUUAUUGUAUAUAUAUGUAGGUAUUGUUUCAUGGGCCAAGGAAGCGUUUUGACAUGCUACAUGCGCUCUGCAUUUUCCAAAGCCCACUUGCGUGCAAGGAGGUCAAGUGUACUGGUAUCUUGACUUAGUCUAGCAACAAUAAAUAUACUCUCAAUUGAUUGUA